Moneuplotes crassus is the source of this 1924-nucleotide messenger RNA. Lineage: Eukaryota; Ciliophora; Spirotrichea; Euplotida; Euplotidae. The record is from the annotation of a GenBank genome assembly.
UCAUAAUUAAAUUUAUUCAAUGAUCAAUAUAAAUAACGAUUUCUGCCUUUGCGACGUCUCUGUCCAGUUCCAACAGCAUCAGUUAUUACAACCAAUGUCUCAGCAAGAGCAGCCUCAGUGGAGGACUGGAUGGGAGCCUCAACUGUCACUUUCUCAGUUCAACCAAAGCCAGUACUCAGCUGUUCCAGCAAUCGGAAGAGUGCCUUACACUUGCCAGAAACAAGUCAAAACUAUUCACACAUAUGACUUCUCAAAACAUCAAAAGAAGCUGAAGGCUAAGCUGUGCCCAUUGCUGGGAACUGGCCUUGCAUUCGUCACAGCCAAGAAGAAGGCCAACCUGUGUAAGGGUAAGAAAGUGAGCAAGAGAAGGUCCAAGUACACCGGAGUCACCAAGAACUCAAUCAACUACCAGACUCUUAUUGUGGUGAGAGGCAAGAAGACUUACGUGGGUUCGUUUCCACUCGAGCUGGAUGCAGCAAUCACCUUCGACUUUUACUCACUGAUGCUGCAUAGCGACAAAGCACCUACCAACUUUGCUUGGAAGGCCGAAGACAUCCUUGAAAUGGUGGAGAGCUUCAACUUAAACGGAGGAGUGUUUGAGCCAGCCAGGUUCCAUUCCAAGCUUAUUAAUUCAUCAUAAAUUUACCCUGAAACAUUUUCUGGAACUAGUUUCCUAUUUUAAGCUAAAUUUCUCUUUCUUCCACUAAAAUUUCGAUGAGUAAUACCAAUUGACUAUCAGCCUUUGUAGACUCACUAGCUUAGUUCUCAGAUAUACCAAUCUCACUUUGUCAUUACAAAGAGCUGUCUCAGCUAGUAAGAUAACUAGUAAAUUUUGUGUCUAAAAGAGGCAGAAAUAUAAUGGGCCAUUAAUCACUAUUUUUCCUGGAACUCUAUAUGCCUGGGGCUCAUAGGAAGUUUCCACGAUACCAAGACCUAGCAAUGUAAACUCUCUCUUGCUCCUUGCUUAAAGCUCUAGCCUUGUUCAAGAACCUUUAGAAAUUUCGAGUUGGGUUUCUAAGUUACUCCUGAAAAUUGUGAGUAUGCUCAGAAAUUAUGAAAAAAGUGGAGACUUAUUUUAGAAGAUUUUGAGGAAAUUUUAGAGCCAUUUCGUAUUAUUGGUGACAUAGGAAAUACAGUAGGGCCAUAUCAGCAGAAGGCGGGUUAUUUUUAUCUAAAAAUUCUGAAAGUUAUUCAUAGGUUUUCACCGCGGUGGAAAUAUCAGUUUACUCACAUUUUGAACUAACUUUAUUAUAAAAAUUUGCUUUUGCUUUCUACCUGAAAGAUUGCUUAGCCAAGGUUGCUGAUCCCAAUUUUUAUCAGAAACCUCAGGGCUGUAAGCAGCCUAAUAUUGCUGAUAAAAUUUCUGUUAAUUAUAAUUUACUAUAGUUUCGAACAUUUCAAAUUUGUUCAUGGAGACGUACUACCUAAGCCCUUGCUUGUAGCUUUCCUCAAGAGUUAUAGCUGAUUUCCCAGAGCCUAUAGAGAACUCUUUAAAUUUAUUAAUUCAAAGACAAUGGGCAAGCCCAGGUGCAUAAAUUCUUCAAGGACGGUGGAAGCAUCAGCUGCAGGCAAACCCUGUGCAUAUAUCAGGCUAUCAGAAUCCAAAUGGGAGUAACUCUGGACAAUAGGGCUAUGUUAAGCCAGAUUACUGAUAUAUAGAAGGAUUAAUGAAACACAUCCAGAAUUUACCCCAUGAAGUUACCUUCAUAACUUCUUGUGACUAAAAGUUCUGAUCCAUUCGUCUUCUAAGGCAUCGCUUGAGAUAAAUAACUUUAAGCGACCUUUUUACAUAACUUUCAUACACUUCAUUGGGAGAAAAUCAUUUAUUUAGCCUCAUAUUUUCUUGCUAAUCUGAAGACCUGGUUGUUAAUAAAAAUAAAGAGGUCUUAUAAUACCCAAGCAUACUUUAUUGGCAAUGAUACUU